AUGACUGAGGUGGAGGUUAAUGGUAUCACUGUGGUGGAUCUCGACAUCACGGCUACGAAGGCGGCACUCUCCUCGUCUUCAACUACCAGGCGCCUUGGAAGUCUCCACAAUCUUGAAGAGAGACUUUCCCACAAUGACAUUGGCCAAGAGCUUUUCCCCAGAAUUCUAGAUCUAUUUACCUACACGUACCCCGCCUACCACGAUCGACACUCGCGAGCAGCUGUUCAGCGAUGCAUUCGAAAUAUAUUCAGCUCAGACGCCCCCCCUGAAGCCCUGGCAAACUUUGUGAAGUUCAUUCACGUCGAGACAAGGAAACCUGGCCUGGCGCCGAGCAACGCAUUUGUGCUGGUCGAAUGGUGCAGUAUAUUACUCCAGGAAAUAUCAGGGACAAGCCACUGGGAGAGAUGGGGUUUAGAAACAGUUGUGAGCAAUGCCGAAGCUCUUGAAUUAUGCCUCAGUGAAUCUUCACGGUCGAAUGUGAAGCAUUCAGCUCUCGUGGUGACUCGGCGCGGCCUACGGAAGGUUUUCUCAAAGGAAGAUGCUAGGCAAAAAGCAAUCGAAGAUGUUGUAAAGACACUUACUGCAAAAGGUUCUCAACCUUCGGCGAGGAAUUCUGUUAUGCUAGGCGUUGUUGCGGGAGUAUGCGCCAGACUACCAGAACCAAAAGAUAUCCUCUCGCGCAAAACAUCCGAAAUUUAUGCCUUCUAUAAUAGAGAGGUCAUUGGAUCACGAUCUGCGGUACCUGCUCAUGUUGCCAAUGGACUAAGCGAUUUCUUCGAAGCAUUUACUACUAAACAUGAUAUCGAGAAAGAGAUCAUUCCGUCUCUCGAGAAGGCCCUACUUAGAGCUCCUGAGAUUGUACUAAAUGGCCUGAUUGAGCCAUUUUUCGAAGCGCUCCCAGAUACUAUAGAUCUAUCAACCAUCCUUCAAGGCAAUUUAUUGAAACCGCUUCUUUCAAAUAUCAAGUCCACGAAUGCCUCAAUACGCCAUGGAGCCCUUUCAACUUUCAAGGCCAUUAUGCAGAAAUGUCACGAGCCGGACAUUAUUGCCAAGGUUGCGGAAGAGAUCAUUAUGCCUCUGAAAACAGGAAAGCUGCCAUCCGCAGACCAGAGAGCCAGUCAUGCAGAAAUGCUUGCAAUACUUCCAGUGUCAAAUUUGACGGUAGUAACCGUGACCCCAGCAAUCGCUGCGGCUGCUGGCAAGGAAACAAACGAUGUGGCCCUUGGUGCGGAAACAACAACACUUCUUCACUACGUGAAAUGGGGAGUCUCCAAUGGGAGCGAGGUGCCCAAACCAGUGAUUGAUAUAUUUGUUAGAGGUCUUUCUGAUAAGAAAGUGCCCGUGAAGAAGUUAUGGGCAUUGCGCCUCGGGGAACUCUUUUGGGAUGUCCAUGACCGAGGUAUCUUGAAUUCGAGAUUCUCCUCACUUGCAGAAGCUGUCAUACCAGCUCUCAUGGAUAUCUGGCAAGAAACCAACAGCAACCCAAUAUCUGCUGCUCAAUCUGGUCUUGUAACCGCCGCAUACAUCUUCACAGCUAUCUCACAUUCGAAGCUUGCAGCCACAUCAAACAGCAAAGUCGAAAUAGCCUUAAAAAAAGCGCAAGUCGCACGCCAAGCUCUGACAAUGGAUCCUAAGCCCUCGUACUUGUUAAAUCAGCGCAUAUAUGGAAAGCUUUCUAGCGACGAUGACUUCAAAUGGCUCAUCCGUGCCCUCUCAUCACUGUCUCAUGAUCUUUCUACCGCCGAAGCCGAUUCUGCAACCGCCCUUGGCUGGUCUCAAGCUAUGAUAUUCUGCAUUUGUUCCACUAGCGUCAAGCCUGGUCUACGAAGAGAUGCUUCGCUUGCCCUCUCCGAGAUGUACGUUGAAGAUGCGUCGAGAAUCUCACAAAUUACUAUUUCUGGCCUCUGGCGUUGGCGACAGUCAGUCGAAUCUGCAGACAAGGACAGCGCCGCAGCUACAUCUAAGACAGACAAUCAAAAUCUCCACUUGGUCGUGAAAUCAAUCUGUUUACCGCCUGUGGACGUUGAGCGACUCGGUGGUUCUAUUAGCGAAUCCAUUCGCCAGAAGCAGAUGGUAUCUCUAUUGAUUCUGUCUCGACCGGAAUUGCUUCCACGGAUCAAUUGGAUAGAUUUGUGCUUGAGGGUUGAGGUGGAUCCUGGUGUUCUUGCAAGAGAAUUUGGGGACCAAUUAAUACAGCAGAUCCUGGAUUUUACAAGCUUCACAGAAACAUCCUCAAUACAACAUUCGGAAUCUGUUAAGACCGCAGCUUUCAAUGCUGCAGCUGAGCUUGCUUUUGUAGCUCCGGAUGUAAUGACGUCUCGCAUUGUGCUACUGAUCAAACAGGAUCUUGACUUUACUCAAUUAGCAAAUAUUGGCCCAACUGAGGCUGCUAUAUUUCGAACCGAAGAAGGAACUGCUUUCGUUGAUGUCUUAGCGACUAAAUCUCAAAACUAUGUUUCGAACAAGAACACCAAAGACUAUGAUACCCUUAAGUGGGAAGAGGAACUAAGGGCCCAGCUCGCUCAGAAGAAGGGCCAACAGAAAAAGCUGAGCCCAGAAGAAGCUUCAAAGGUCAAUUCCCAAUUGAAAAAGGAGUCGGGUAUUCGAUGGAGCAUUCGACAUCUUGAAGCUAAGCUUUUACGUGGUAUUGGAAUAAUCAAGAGCCUCGCAACUGGCCCACCAACAGAUGCUCGCCUUUGGAUAGGGCCUGCGGUAAAAGCCUUGGUCGAUGUCAUCAGUGCUGGCGCCGGUCUGAUCACUGGAAAUGCCGCCCCAGAUGCCUACAUUUCUUGCUCCGAAACCCUUGCGAGUCGCAUUGGUGUUCUCCGACCAUUUAUUGGCAUUGCAACUUUGAGAGCCUUAGAUGUCCCACAUCUUCCAACUCAUCUGUUGCAAGAACCUUUAGGUGCCCUCAUAACUAGGGUGCUCUAUCGCCUUCGCUUUUCCGGAGAACAACGUCCAUUCGACACUGUAUCCCUGACAUAUAUCCUCCCACUUGUAUUCUUGGUACUUGAGAAUGGAGGCUUUGGAGAUGCAGAUGAUGCCGAGGCUCAAAUAGUGCUGGCUUUGGAGUUCAUCUCCUUUCAUACCGACGCUUCGUCCGAUACCUUUGUGCCUCGUUCGGAAAUUCUUUCCGCCUUAAUAUCAUCAAUGCAGAACUAUAACCAACAUUACAAAAUCAUCAAGGACUGUUUAGCAGAUUUUUGCCGAUGCAUCGCACCUAGUAUUACAGACGCCGAGAUUGCAAUCUUAGCUCAGGGCGCAAUUGUACCACCGAUCGCCGUUCGGACUUCAGUUCUGCAGUCCAUCAGUGCAGAGAUUGAUAUGAGUGACCUGGACUUUUCCGACGAGGUUUGGCUUGCAUGCCAUGAUGACGUGGAUGAGAACAUUGAGCUUGGACGUGAAAUAUGGGAAGAAAGUGGGUUUGAGAUCACGACCACAUCGCCGUUCAGGAUGCUACCGUACCUCAACAGCACCGACAAGCAACUUCGAAGGGCAGCGGCUAGAUCCUUAGCCGAUGCGAUCAAACUCCAACCCACAACGCUAAAUGAUGCUCUUCAACGUCUGCAAUAUUCGUACAAGGAGCUAGCUAAACCUCGUGUACCCCAACUUGAUGAAUAUGGUAUGCCAAAGAAGAUGGACCUCUCGGAUCCGUGGGAGGCCAGAAAUGGUAUUGCCAUUGCAUUCAAAGAGCUUGCUCCAGUUUUCGAAGAAGGUCUCCUUGACGAGUUUUUGCGGUUCCUCAUUGAGCAGGGACCCCUUGGUGAUAGGGAUCCAAAUGUCAGAGAGGAGAUGAUUGAAGCUGCUACAGCGAUCAUUGCACUUCACGGAAAGGAUAAAGUGGAAGAUCUCAUGAAGACUUUUGAGCACACACUCGAGGCUCCAGAUAAAGGUUCCGAGUUCGCCGAUCGAGUAAAUGAAGCAGUCAUCAUCAUGUAUGGAGCUUUAGCUCGUCACUUGAAGGCUGGCGACGCACGUGUCCCGAAGGUGGUUGACAGAUUACUGGAGACUCUAAGCACGCCGUCAGAAGCCGUUCAGUAUGCUGUUGCUGAAUGUCUCCCCCCUCUUGUCCGCGCAUCAAGCGAGAAAAUGCCAGAUUAUAUACACCAGGUUCUCGAUAGACUCCUCAAUUCGAAGAAGUACGCUGCCCGUCGUGGUGCGGCAUAUGGAGUUGCUGGACUGGUCAAUGGCAAGGGUAUUUCUGCGUUGAGGGAAUACCGGAUCAUGGUAACACUUAAAGGUGCCAUUGAGAAUAAGAAGGAUGUCAACCAUCGAGAAGGUGCUUUGCUUGCAUACGAACUUCUAUCGACGAUGCUGGGUCGUGUUUUCGAGCCCUAUGUGAUUCAAAUUGUCCCACAGCUUCUUUCAAGCUUUGGUGAUGCAAGCGCUGAUGUUCGCGAAGGUUGCUUAGCUGCUGCUAAGGCAUGCUUUGCGAGCCUGAGCUCAUACGGAGUAAAGCGAAUCUUGCCAACUCUUCUCGACGGGCUAGAUGAUCAACAGUGGAGAAGCAAAAAGGGUGCAUGUGACUUGCUUGGUGCUAUGGCUUACCUCGACCCGCAGCAGCUUGCACAGAGUUUGCCUGAGAUCAUCCCACCUUUGACAGGAGUACUGAAUGAUAGCCACAAAGAAGUCCGUCUCGCCGCCAAUCGAAGCUUGAAGCGCUUUGGCGAAGUCAUCAAUAAUCCCGAAAUCAAGAGUCUUGUGGACGUACUUCUCAAGGCACUUAGUGACCCCACCAAAUACACAGACGAUGCUUUGGACGCCCUUAUCAAAGUGUCUUUCGUCCAUUACUUAGAUGCUCCUUCACUUGCCCUUGUGGCUCGUAUUCUCGAACGUGGACUCGGAGAUCGCUCAGCAACGAAGCGGAAGGCUGCCCAAGUCAUUGGCAGUCUUGCCCAUUUAACAGAAAGGAAAGACCUGGUUGCACAUCUUCCUAUUUUGGUCGCAGGUCUCAAGGUCGCGAUCGUCGAUCCUGUCCCAACAACUCGCGCCACCGCUUCCAAGGCCUUGGGUUCUUUGAUCGAGAAGCUGGGAGAAGACGCUCUUCCGGACCUCAUUCCAGGCCUGAUGCAGACUUUGAAGUCGGAUACUGGUGCUGGAGACCGCCUUGGAUCCGCUCAGGCCCUCAGUGAAGUCCUUGCUGGUCUUGGUACCACUCGUCUUGAAGAGACACUACCUACAAUUCUGCAAAAUGUGGCUUCCAACAAGGCAUCUGUUCGCGAAGGUUUCAUGUCAUUAUUCAUCUUCUUACCUGUCUGUUUUGGUAACAGUUUUGCCAAUUAUCUCAGCAAAAUCAUCCCGCCUAUCUUGUCAGGUCUCGCAGACGAUAUCGAGUCUAUUCGAGAUACUUCACUGCGUGCUGGUCGCCUUCUAGUCAAAAACUUUGCAACGAAGGCCAUUGACUUACUGCUUCCCGAACUCGAACGCGGCCUUGCCGACGAUAGCUACAGAAUUCGUCUCAGCUCUGUGGAACUGGUUGGUGAUCUUUUGUUCAAUCUCACUGGUAUCAGUGCAACCACUGAACAGGAUGAAGUCGAAGAUGGAGCACAAGAAGCAGGUGCAUCCUUGUUGGAGGUCCUUGGAGAGGAGAAACGAAACAAGGUGCUUUCUUCAUUAUACAUCUGCCGCUGCGAUACCUCGGGUCUCGUGCGAACUGCUGCCGUCAAUGUGUGGAAGGCUCUUGCUGUCCCUAGAACUCUGAAAGAACUUAUUCCCACUCUCACGCAGCUCAUUAUUCGACGCCUUGGCAGUUCUAACAUGGAACAAAAAGUUAUUGCCGGCAACGCUCUUGGUGAACUUAUCCGAAAGGCUGGUGAUGGUGUACUAGCAACAUUGUUGCCAACUCUCGAGGAAGGUCUGCAGACAUCCACGGACACAGAUGCCAAACAGGGUAUUUGCAUUGCCCUCCGAGAAUUGAUUUCCUCGGCAUCUCCUGAUGCAUUAGAAGACCAUGAAAAGACCUUGAUAUCUGUGGUUCGAACUGCCCUUAUCGACUCCGAUGAAGAAGUUAGAGAAGCCGCAGCUGAAGCUUUCGACUCUCUGCAACAGAUUCUUGGCAAAAGAGCUGUUGAUCAAGUGCUGCCCUACUUGUUGAACUUGCUUAGAACCGAGGAAGAGGCCGAUAACGCCCUUUCUGCUUUGUUGACAUUACUUACGGAGACAACGAGGUCUAACAUAAUCCUGCCGAACCUUAUCCCUACACUGACCGCUUCUCCUAUUACGUCGUUCAACGCCAAGGCUCUUGCAUCUCUCUCCACCGUAGCUGGUUCUGCAAUGACACGAAGACUGCCCAGCAUUUUGAACUCCCUCAUGGACAAUAUCAUUUCUUGUAAAAACGAGGAGCUUAAAGCCGAUCUGGAUGCGUCAUUUGACACUGUCAUCCUCUCUAUUGAUGAGUUUGAUGGAUUGAACACAGCGAUGAGUGUGCUCCUUGCUCUUGUGAAGCACGACGAUCAUCACAGACGAGCUGCAACCGAUUACCAUCUGGCAAAGUUCUUUGCCGCUGCAACCGUUGAUUACUCUAGAUACAACCAAGAUAUUAUCCGGGCUCUGCUAAUGUCUUUCGACGAUAGAGACCCAGAGGUUGUGAAAGCUGCCUGGACGGCCCUAAGCGAAUUCACGAAGCACUUGAAGAAAGAAGAAAUGGAGUCUCUUGUAUUCUCAACUCGCCAGAUCUUGCAGCAUGUUGGUGUGGCAGGUUCAAAUCUACCAGGUUUCGGACUACCUAAAGGUAUAAACGCCAUAUUACCGAUAUUCCUACAGGGCUUAAUGAAUGGUACGUCGGAGCAGAGAACGCAAGCUGCUCUUGCCAUUUCCGAUAUCGUCGACCGCACAAGUGGAGAUUCUUUGAAGCCGUUUGUUACUCAGAUCACCGGUCCACUUAUCAGAGUUGUAUCCGAGAGAUCGACCGAAGUCAAAGCUGCCAUUUUAUUGACUUUGAACAAUUUAUUGGAGAAAAUCCCAACAUUCUUGAAGCCCUUCCUUCCCCAACUUCAGCGGACAUUCGCCAAAUCACUGGCCGAUACAUCGAGUGAGGUUCUGAGGACUCGAGCAGCAAAAGCACUGGGUACAUUGAUUACCUUGACACCUCGUAUUGAUCCAUUGAUUGCAGAAUUGGUCACAGGUUCGAGGACUUCAGACGCUGGUGUUCGUAAUGCAAUGUUGAAGGCACUAUACGAAGUCAUCAGCAAGGCAGGCGGUAACAUGGGCGAGCCAUCUAGGAAUGCUGUUCUUGCAUUGAUCGAUACUGACCCUGAGGAUAAUGACAUUUCGAUGGCUAUCACGAAUGCAAAAUUGCUUGGUGCGCUAAUCAAGAAUGUGCCAUCGGAGAAUGCUUCAGGCCUUAUCAAAAAUCGAGUUAUGACUACGCACUUCAGUCAAUCUUCAGUACUGGCCUUGAAUGCUGUACUCUGCGAAUCACCUUCCUCGCUGACACGAAGCGCCUUUGCUGAUGAUCUACCGAAGGUUAUCAGCCAAGGCAUGGCAAGUAAGAAUACCUUUAUUUCCGACAAUUUUGUUCUGGCUGCAGGCAAAUACCUGCUCACCGAUACUCGCAGCACUGAUUAUGAGACGACAAAGCCACUAUUCGAAACACUUGCAACCCUCAUCCAACCCGGCACCCCUGCAGAUACGCGUCGUCUGUCUCUGGUAGUAGUGCGCACUAUAUGCCGCCAUCACAUGGAUCAUGUUCGCCCUCAUCUUCCAUUGUUAGCCCAGCCUGUGUUUGCUAGCGUCCGGGACCCCAUCAUCCCGAUCAAGCUUGCCGCUGAGGCUGCAUUCAUGGCAUUGUUCGAUGUUGUCGAUGAAGAGAGUAGGGUAUUCGACAGGUAUGUUGCCGCGCAAGAAUUGCCUGCGGGCCAAAAAAGGUCCAUGCAGGACUAUUUUAAGCGUGUUGCUUUGAGGCUUGGGAAUACUGCACGGGAGAGAAGGGAUGCCGAGGGAGGACAGGGUGGAUUGGGUCUUUCUAAUGAUGAGUUUGACGACGAACGAGAGUUACAGAGUAUUGGGAAAGUAGACCUUGGGGAGAGAGCGUUUGAUGAAUGA
Messenger RNA from Lachnellula hyalina, 8043 nucleotides. RefSeq names its product eIF-2-alpha kinase activator (gene GCN1). Gene Ontology annotation, molecular function: protein kinase regulator activity. The transcript has 4 exons. Gene Ontology annotation, cellular component: cytosol. NCBI's taxonomy places the organism in Eukaryota, Fungi, Ascomycota, Leotiomycetes, Helotiales, Lachnaceae. Gene Ontology annotation, biological process: cellular response to amino acid starvation; regulation of translation. The record is from RefSeq and is a predicted model, not a curated record. Bases 1 to 8043 code for a protein of 2680 amino acids.